UCAGGUUCACACUUCCAAGUGCGCUUUCUCCAAUCACCAUCCCCCACCCACCACCAACCAGCACCAGCCUUGUGAGGCGAGGCGGGGAAAGCUCAAAGGUUAAAGGUUAAGCCUCGUUACGGCCAUUCAUUCCGACCUCAACCGCAGCGUCGUCAGAAUCCCAUCCACCGAUACACCACAACUUCAGCUAUUUCGUACAUAGAUUCUACAAUUCGAACUGCCACAGCUUGUAAUUAUGGCAGAACCACCAAUAGGUAUAGCGCAAUCACUUAUCAGCUUUGUUCUGUCAAUACUAACGUCAAUCGCAUAGUUCUCGAUGGAGGAACUGGUUUCCUGAAAGUCGGAUACGCAGCUCAGGUAUGUGGCAUUUUGGCCUAUUAAUGAUUGCAGCUAUCUAGUAGCUUCAGAACUAACUUUUUUGUACUUGAAGAACUUUCCCGAGUUUCAAUAUCCAUCUAUUGUCGGCCGACCAAUUCUGCGUUCCGAAGAAAAGGGUGACGAUGGCAUGGUCAUUAAGGACAUUAUGUGUGGUGAUGAAGCUGCCGCAGCAAGAACCAUGCUUCAAGUAUCGUAUCCUAUGGAAAAUGGUAUCGUGAAGAAAUGGGAUGACAUGCAGCAUCUUUGGGACUAUACGUUUUACGAGAAAAUGAAGGUUGACCCAACAGGCCGGAAGAUCCUCUUGACAGAACCGCCGAUGAACCCCUUAAAGAACAGAGAACAGAUGUGCGAAGUUAUGUUUGAAAGGUAUCAAUUUGGGGGAGUUUACGUGGCUAUUCAAGCUGUGUUGGCUCUAUAUGCACAAGGUAUAUCUAUUUUCUCGAUUGUGCAGUGUGCCAUGAGUAGCGUACUGACUGUCAACAGGUCUCAGUUCAGGAGUUGUGGUCGACUCUGGAGAUGGGGUUACGCAUAUUGUACCUGUUUACGAAUCCGUUGUUCUCAAUCAUCUUACUCGUCGUCUUGACGUCGCUGGUCGAGAUGUCACACGGAACUUAAUUGCUCUCUUAUUACGUCGCGGAUAUGCCUUGAACAGAACAGCGGAUUUUGAAACUGUUCGACAAAUCAAGGAGAAGCUUUGCUAUGUGUCGUACGAUUUAGAAUUGGAUCAGCGAUUGAGCGAGGAUACAACUGUCCUGGUUGAGAGUUAUACUUUACCUGACGGGCGUGUGAUUCGCGUUGGUAGUGAACGUUUCGAAGCUCCUGAGUGCCUCUUUCAACCUCAUCUCGUCGAUGUCGAGCAACCCGGUAUCGCCGAAUUUCUUUUCAACACCAUUCAGGCUGCCGAUGUUGAUGUCCGAUCCUCACUCUUCAAAGCUAUCGUUCUGUCCGGUGGAUCGUCUAUGUAUCCUGGUCUACCAUCACGACUUGAGAAAGAAUUAAAACAAUUAUGGUUGACGAGGGUUCUUGGCGGAGAUCCUGAACGGUUAAACAAGUUCAAGGUCCGUAUCGAAGAUCCUCCUAGGAGGAGACAUAUGGUUUUCUUGGGAGGAGCAGUGCUGGCAAACAUUAUGGCUGAUAAAGAGAAUAUGUGGAUCACGAAGCAGGAAUGGGAGGAGCAGGGCGCCAGAGUACUAGAAAAGUUAGGACCUAGAUAGGAGCAGAAGAGAGGAGUUUUAUGGUGAAUCGUGUUACUGAUGCAUAUGGCUUUAUUGUGUCGGCCUUGUCUUCCAUCUAUUGUACGGAAUCAAAAUUGCUUCGUGGAAAUAUAUUAUUGAAAUAGAUAUUUGUCAUUUGUAUAUGGCUCAUUCUCCUUGUGUUAGAUUAACACACUGCAAGGAAAUUGUCGAGCAUCAUUAGGUAUGGAAAGAUGAAGCGAUAUUAGCUGCCUAUUGGUUUGUAGUUACAAUUCAUUGGCUGUGAUAUACUUCGCAUUCUGUUCUCUAGUGAGAUGUGUAUGAUAGAUUGUAGAUUUGGGCAGUAA
Sclerotinia trifoliorum is the source of this 1918-nucleotide messenger RNA. NCBI's taxonomy places the organism in Eukaryota, Fungi, Ascomycota, Leotiomycetes, Helotiales, Sclerotiniaceae. The record is from the annotation of a GenBank genome assembly.